This is a messenger RNA of Amphibalanus amphitrite, 3982 nucleotides long. Its product is annotated as protein tincar-like. The transcript is spliced from 5 exons. The coding region runs from base 252 to 2615 and encodes 787 amino acids. The record is from RefSeq and is a predicted model, not a curated record. Lineage: Eukaryota; Metazoa; Arthropoda; Thecostraca; Balanomorpha; Balanidae.
UCGGUGCCGACGCGCGGCGGAGAGACGACGCAGGGUCGAUGUGCGGCCCCGGGGCUCUGUGACGCGCCGAGAGUGUGCCCCGCGGCGGUGUGUGUCUGUGCAGUGGGAUGACGGUUCGGCAGGCGGAGCUCUCUCGUGAGCUGGGGCGCCGCGGUGCCAUGCGCUCGCCGGCAGCGUGGUAGCCGGCGCGGCGGCCCAGUCGUGGGACGCCCGGCAGCGAUCGAUCGAGCGAUCACGAUUCGCGUGCUGCCAUGUCUGAGUCGGCGUCGGACGCCGGCGCGGCUGACGCGGCGGCGGCGGGGGCGGCGGCGGAGGCGGAGACCACGCCGCCGCGCCGGCCCUGCUGUCGGUGUCACACCACCAGCCUCUGGUCGGUCUGGUACGGCGCGGCCGUGCUCGCCGGCACCACCUACCUCGUCUACCAGGCCGGCACGCGCUUCCUCACGUGCACGCGGCUGGCGUGGCGCGGCGGUGAGCGGCCCUUCUGGGAGCUGAACUCGUACAUGGCGCUGGUGGGCGGCGCCGUGGUGCUGCUCCCCUUCCUGCUGGCCGCCAGCUGCUUCCGCAUGGGUAACCUGGCCAACGACGGCGUCCGGCUGGGCGCGCACGUGACGGCGUGCUCGCGCGACACGAGCGGCGCCGUGUGGGCCGACACGUGGCUGCGGCGCGCCUGGGUGCACGGCGGGCCCACGGCCGCCUUCCUGCACCUGGUCACGGCCAUGUUCCUGCUGCUGCCGCGACUCAUCCUGGAGGCCAAACUGAUCGACGCCGGAUAUUUGGACUCAGAUCGAGUCUGGUCGGGCACUCUGGACCAUCUGCUGGGCGCGGGCAGCCAACCCACGCUAGUCUUCACUCCGACCGAUAACAGGUCGUUCGUAGCACCACCUUCAUCCUCAUCGUCCCCAACGGCGGCGGCGUGGGCGUCCGUGUCGGCGCCGGCGGACGCGGCCGACUCGCGCCGGGCGGCCGGCCAGAUCGCGCGCCAGUUCGGCCCGGCCAGCGCGCCCGGCGGCGAGCUCGUCAACUACGCCUGCGCGCUGCUCGUCUUCGGACUGCAGUACGCCAGCUGCUUCUGGAGCGGCAACAAGUGCUUCGGCCUGCUGUUCUCGGCGCACAACGUGGUCACGGCGGCGGUGAGCCUGGCCGCCUGGGAGGGGUUCGCCGUGCUGUACCGGCUGCACGCGGUGGGCUCGGGCGAGCUGAGCGGCGCGCGGCGCCACCUGCUGCUCGACACGCCGACCACGGCGGCGCUGUACCUGCUGACGGCGGCGCUGCUGCUGGCCUCCACGUCCGUACUCUAUCUGUACGGUUACCACAAGUACCGACUGUACCUGGUGCGCCAGAGACAGCGCUACGAGCUGGAGGUGCCCGCCCGCCGGCCGGCGCUCGGGUACGCGUCCCACUGCGCGGCGCUGCUGCUGCUGGCCGCCGCCGCCGGCUGCCAGGGCCCGCUGGUGCACGACCUGGCGCUGGUGACGCGCGCCGGCCGCGGCAGCGCCGCGCUGGUCUGCUGCGCCGCGCUGGUGCUCCACCUGCUGCUCUGGGUGCUGCUCUGGCUGCUGCUCUCCGUCAAACACCGCUGGACGUUCAAACUGCGCGUGGUGCUGGGCCGCGCGCACCUGCGCUCCGCCGAGCAGAUCAAGCUGGUGCACGAGGUGGAGGUGUGCCAGCGGCGCGCGGCCGCCGACCGGGCCGACGGCCAGCCGGCGCCGCUGCUGGUGGUCAGCGCUGGCCGCGUGGCCGCCGUGGCCGACCCGGCCGUGCGGCACAACAUCAGCGAGCUGGUGCGCGGCCACGUGCAGGGCCGCCGCCAGCGCUGGGAGCAGGAGGAGGUGUACUGGCACAAGCCGAGCCUGCCGACGCCGCAGCCGUCUCCGGAGUCGGAGGUGGCCGGCUGGAGCAGCCAGCGCCGGCCGCAGCCCGCCGCCGAGAGCAAACACAAACGGGGGCACUCUCGCAAACUGUCGUCGGCGCGCGCCGCCAUGCCGGACACCGAGGUCACUGACCUCCGAACCCCGGACCUGACCGACACCGAGGACGACGACCUGGCCACCAACGCCAACCAGAACAGCUCGCAUCUGCACCACAGCAAGGCGCGGGACCAGGUGCGCGGCCCGCAGUACGCCUCUCUGGGCGACACGGCUCGCGGCGACCCCACCUCCCCGCCCAGCGACCGGUCGGCGCCGGGCAGCGACCGGUGCGGGGACGACGGAGCGUCGGCGGGCGCGCACCGCAGCCCGGCCGGAGCGGCCGCCGAGCCGGCGCCGCCGCUGCCGCUGCCGCUACAGAAGCUGACAGCGUCGCCGGGCCGGGCGUGCAUGUCGCUGCAGCGCGUGCCGCCGCCGACGGUGCCGGUGGCGCCGCUGAGCGCCAGCCACUCGACGCUGCCGCCGCGGCUGGGCCAGGCGGCGCCGGCGCGCGCCGUGCAGCCCUUCUACUGCGCCGACACGGUGGUGAUCCGGCGGCAGACGAGCGCCGCCGCCGGCCGCCGGCACGACUCGGCGCUGGGCUCGUUCGGCACCCACCCGGCGCCGCAGCCGUCGGCGGCCGGCGUCCGCAUCUCCGAGCCGCCCGCGUACAGAAACACGGCCGGACUGGUCGGCUCGUGCGGCUAAACUGGCCAUCACCGAGCCGGGCUAAACUGAACACUCUAAGCCUACCAGCCCGAGCAGGCUGGCCGACGCCCGUAUCAGCAGAAAUAGCUGUGCUGUGAACUUCGCACAAAAGCACACUGGCCAACCGACACAAGUUUACUCUAGUCUUAGAGCAUCCUCUGCAGAGUUGUGAGUAGCUGCCAUAAGUUUCCGGGCGUCUCGCGUCGAAUUCGGAGCCGCUAUUGUCCAGUGCUGGGCGUCAUAAGUUAGCUACAACAUGUUUUCACGGGUCGGCCGAUAACCCUCCGCCAGCAGGUGCGUUCAAUUCGCUGCAGCGUUUCUGUACCGUGCAAUUAACGCGCUCUUCAAGAGCGGCGUGCGCUCCUGGCGCCAUAUCUGCAGUGUUGUGCUGUGUUGUCGGUGUUCGGUGUAACUGACACUGCCAGAAGGGGCGCGCCGCGCCACAUAUCGACAAGGCAACCAUAUCGAGAGAACCGCAUACUCAAGAGAGGAGCCUUCGAUACUGGCAUAUCCGUACUAGGGCAGACAUGAGCGCGAGAUCCGACUAGCCUAGCAGCCCUUGUCGAACCUGAAUCACUCACCAGCAUAUCCCGUCUUAGUUAUAGUCUACUCGUAGAGCAGCUGGCGGCAAUCAGUAGACACUGCUGCAGUAACUGUGGCACUGCAUUGACUCGGUGACCUUUUCAAUCACUGGGCACCGGAGGGGCGUUCGUUGCCUGUCCGUUCAGCAGAGCUGCUACUCAUCCGGCACUGUUUUAUUCAGUUUCCCGGCACACAGUCACCGUUUGAAAUAAGAUCGCGACAUUACAAUGACUCAACUUCAGACUCGAAGCCUUGCAAGUGUGUGUACCUGCCCCGCAGCAGGGCCAAUUUUAUUUGCCGAUUAUUUCGUUCCCCUAUGCUCUACCACAAAACUAUGCAAUGACAACGAUGACCUUUGAUACUGAAAUGUCUGAAAGACUGAAUAGAGAGCAACUCCAUCCCAACACCACAUUUUAAAUGGCCUUAAGGCCGUCAGUGUGGCGAAAGCAAUCAACUCGGCACGUGCACUGAAUUAUCACAAGACACACAAGAUGAUCAUUUCAUUUUUCUGCGAUGAGGUAGGGAACGCACGACGAAGGGUAGCGGACGACAUUUGUGGUGCAUCGGUGUUUGUACGUGUUUGUGUAAUUGUUCACGGGUGUCAAACGCGUCGCGUGUCUUACACUUCCUAUUUUCAGUGCUUUUGUUGGCUGUGUACGGUUUGUGACCUUUAAAUAUUUGCGUUCGCUUAAUUUUGCAAACAGUAAAUGUUAUGCAUUUUAUCUAAUUACUACUACCGUCAGACUAGCAUUUAUACAGCGGAGUGAAAGUUUAUGUAAAAUAAA